Molecule: messenger RNA, 1071 nt
Organism: Elgaria multicarinata webbii
Lineage: Eukaryota; Metazoa; Chordata; Lepidosauria; Squamata; Anguidae
Gene: GPR142
Product: G protein-coupled receptor 142
Exons: 2
Coding region: 1-1071 (356 amino acids)
Biological process (GO): G protein-coupled receptor signaling pathway
Cellular component (GO): plasma membrane
Molecular function (GO): G protein-coupled receptor activity
Source: RefSeq, a predicted model, not a curated record
AUGAACGUGACUGACCUGGCCUGGGCAAACAAUGCCAAAGACCCAGAUGGGGAGGAAAGAUCACCUUGCAUCAUUGGCACUGGCGCCAUCAUCUACUAUUGCAUCCUCUUGUGUGUCGGUCUGCCAGUUAACAUUUUGACAGCCAUUGCACUAUCCCGCCUGGCUAUCCGCACCCAAAAAUCUUCCUACUGGUACCUCCUGGCCCUCACUGCUUCCGAUAUCCUGACUCAGGUCUUCGUCGUCUUUGCAGGCUUCAUCGUGCAGGCGGCUAUCUUGGCCCGUGAGGUCCCUGGUGCCUUUGCCCACACUGUCAACGUGUUGCAGUUCACAGCCAAUCAUGCCUCCAUCUGGGUGACCGUCCUGUUGACUGUGGAUCGUUAUGUGGCCUUCUGCCACCCCUUGCAGUACAGGACUGUUUCCUACCCAGAGCGCACCCGGAAGAUCAUUGGUGCUGUGUUUGCCGUGUCAUUGGCCACUGGAAUCCCCUUCUAUUGGUGGCUCGAUGUUUGGCAUGACGUCUACCCACCCACCACCAUGGACCAGAUCUUGAAGUGGCUUCACUGCUCCCUCAUCUACUUUAUUCCCUGUAGCAUCUUCUUGGUGACCAAUUCUGUGAUCAUCUGCAAACUCAAGCGCUCAGGUGGGCCCAACCGGCGCCUCAGCAAAUCCACUGCAAUUCUGCUGGCCAUCACCACUGUCUUCAUUUUCCUCUGGGCUCCGCGGACAUUCAUCAUGAUCUACCACCUUUACGUGACCUCAGUCAAUCAGGACUGGCGAGUGCACCUGGCCCUCGACAUUGCCAACAUGGUCGCCAUGCUCAACACCUCCCUCAACUUCUUCCUUUACUGCUUUGUCUGCAAGACCUUCCGGCGCACCAUCCGGGAGGUGCUAGCGUCUUACAGGCUCCAAUGCACCCAGGCACCGAGGAAGAAUGGCCCCUCAGAUCCAGCCCUGAAACCCCUGGCAGUCUUGGAUGGGACUAGGGAGAUCACCUUGCUUCUGCAACCAGCUCCAACUUUGCUGAACAGUCGCACACAUCCUAAAAGGUCCCUGGCUCUAUGGAACAGAUAG